This is a messenger RNA of Penicillium macrosclerotiorum, 573 nucleotides long. RefSeq lists its product as uncharacterized. The transcript has a single exon. The coding region runs from base 1 to 573 and encodes 190 amino acids. NCBI's taxonomy places the organism in Eukaryota, Fungi, Ascomycota, Eurotiomycetes, Eurotiales, Aspergillaceae. The record is from RefSeq and is a predicted model, not a curated record.
AUGAUCAAAGCAACUGACUGGCUCGCAGACGCUGUGGUUGGCCUUGAGGACCUUAUUGCUCCCAGCUCUGAGGCUGAUCGAAGAUCCCGGGGCUACCGAGCAAGCGCCUACAUUAUUCGCUGGAGCGAAAAAGUGGCCCAGGAAACUCACAUCUACCAAGUCAAAGCCAAGUUUGAAUCAUUACUGCGCAAGCGCAAGCGAGCUGAAUUUACAGAAAAACAUAGACAGGCUUUUUUUGUGCUUGAGAAGCGAUACCCCAAGCGCACAAGGAGCGAGAAAAGCCAGGCACCACUAUUUGUCCCUUGGUCCAAAGGGCCAUCCACUAUUAUUGCCACAUUUCCGAGUGCCAAAGAACUCAGGACAGCGAGUCUUGCUUCCACUAUUACCAACAUCUCUUCCACUUUUUAUCCUGGUUCACCAGAGUCAUCCCCUUCCUGCUGUACGGUCUCUGAUACAGUGUCUGACGUGCCCAUCGACUGGUAUUACUGGCCCGACUACAUGUGGGAUCCAAUCUGCAGAACUCCGAGCUGCGAAGUGUGGACUACUUUAUCUCCUAAGACCGAUCGUUACUAA